Messenger RNA from Chiroxiphia lanceolata (lance-tailed manakin), 2028 nucleotides. It is a transcript of the gene FAM110A, whose product is annotated as family with sequence similarity 110 member A. The coding region runs from base 266 to 1276 and encodes 336 amino acids. The record is from RefSeq and is a predicted model, not a curated record. NCBI's taxonomy places the organism in Eukaryota, Metazoa, Chordata, Aves, Passeriformes, Pipridae. The transcript has 2 exons.
CGUGGCUCAGUGGGGCUCUGGGUGCCGAGGCUGACUCCUGCCACCUGCGGCCAGAGCUGGGACAGGAUCUGGGCUGCACCCAGGAAGUUUGUGCAGGGAGGUGAGCGGGUGACGUGACAGUUGCCUGCUCAGGGCUGCCGUGAGAGCGAGUGGGGCCACAGCACACUGGUGCCCAUCAUACCCACCACUGCUCCCGCCGACGGCACGUGAGCCCCUCGCUGCCCGUGGCGGCCGCCCACCCCCUGUCCCGGUGCCGGCACGGAGGAUGCCCGUCGAGGCGCUGCAAGCCGGCGACACCAUGAAGGGGGUGACGGUGACAGCGCCUUUCACCUCGGUCAUGCCCGUCCGCAUCCUCCGCAAGGGCCCCGCGUAUUUCCGCCGGCACGCCGAGCCGGGGGCCGGGAAGCCCAGCGCAGUGGAGAGGCUGGAGGCCGACAAGGCCAAGUAUGUGAAGAGUCAGCGGGUCGCCAGCACCAAGCAGGAGCCGGUGAAGCCACUGCUGCUCAAGCAGCCCCUCUUCACGCCGGGGGUGCGCCGGGCUGUGCUCACCCCCAGCCGCAGGGCACCCGCGGGGCCGCGCCGCGCCGAGGCUGCCAGCCCGAAGACCUCCCUUGACCUGGAGAUCCUCAACAACCUCAUCAACCUCUGUGACAGCCCCUUCCCUAAGGCUGAGAGCCCGCUGAGCAGGGAGUGCAGGUGGCGGGCGGAGGCACCGGCGGCGGAGGGGGCUGGCAAACUGCCGGAGAGCCCCACCACUGCCAGGCCCCCCGGCAGCGUGGCCGUGCGGAGGGUGGACGUGCGUCCCUGUGGAGCUCCGAGGAGCCCAGUGACACCAGUGCCCGCAUCCCCUGUCCCAGGUGGGCUGCCUGUGACCCCGUCCCGGAGCUCACCUGCCCGCCCUGAGAGCGCCCGCCGGCAGCCGCUGCUGCACCGCUCCAAGUCGGACCUGAGCGACCGGCUCUCGCGGGCCACCGCCGACCUGGAGCGCUUCUUCAACUACUGCGGCCUCGACCCCGAGGAGAUGCAGGACAUGGGGGCCGAGCGCUUCGCCCGCGCCAGCUCCGACAUCGUGUCCCUCAAAUUCCACAGCGUGAGCACGGCCAGCUCGGAGGGCGGGCGCUCACCGCCAAGCGCUGCCACACCGGAGGGGCGACCGGGGCGACCGGCCGAGCGUGUGCCCUACGGCAUCUCUGUCAUCGAGCGCAACGCCCGUGUCAUCAAGUGGCUCUACGGGCUGCGCCAGGCCAGGGAGCCCCAGCAGGUCUCCGACGUGUAGCAGUGCCACGGUGGGCACCGGAGAUGGGUUGCUUGCAAGCGGGCGAUGUUGGAUGGGGACAGGGCACAGGCUGUGCCCCGGGAGGAGCAGGGACCUCUUGCCUGUGACAGGACCCUUGAACUCAGCCCCUCCUGUGCCACAGCGUCACUGGCCCGAUGUGGUGGCUGGGCAUACAUCAUCAGACCCCUCUGGCAGCACUGAAGAAUCAGGUCCCUGCCAGCCCAUGGGAAGGCAGAGGAUACGUGUGUCCCUGGGUGUGUGGCUGGUCCCCAAAACCCAUGGAACCUCAUGUGUGGCUGGCCUGCCUGCACUGCUGGCGGUUCUUGCCUGCCGUGCUCCUCACCAACACCCAUGGGCGGGGUGCAAGGGGCUGGUUCCCCCCUGCACGGAGCAGGGACACAGCCCUGGGGAAGGAGCUGCCCCUCUGCAGCCUCCACUGAGGGGGUCCCGCUGCCUGGGGUGGGGUUCGUAUCCUGGUGGCCCCAUCUUACUGCUGAAGGUCUGGGAGAAGCUGGGUGCUUCAGGGGGCAAACCUGACCCCCUGCUUGGAGCUGCCCAGGGCUGUGUGUGUGUGUGAGUGGCUGCGGGUGCCUGUGUCUCCCCCCGGCUGCCAGUGGGCGUGCGGCCCCCACCAUGCUGGGCCUGGUAUUUAUGAAGACAAGAGUUCCUCUUUUCUACUGUUUUUCCCAAUGUUUGAUCUGUAAAUAAUAAUAAUGGUAGUGCAGCCAGGUUUAUUAAAUGUCUGUGUUUUG